Tripterygium wilfordii is the source of this 2213-nucleotide messenger RNA. Its product is annotated as exocyst complex component EXO70B1-like. Lineage: Eukaryota; Viridiplantae; Streptophyta; Magnoliopsida; Celastrales; Celastraceae. Gene Ontology annotation, biological process: exocytosis. The transcript has a single exon. The record is from RefSeq and is a predicted model, not a curated record. Bases 1 to 2067 code for a protein of 688 amino acids. Gene Ontology annotation, molecular function: phosphatidylinositol-4,5-bisphosphate binding. Gene Ontology annotation, cellular component: exocyst.
AUGGACCAAAACCAUCAACCUGAGAAGAUUUCUAGUUUUGCCCGUAAAGAAGACACUGCAUCCUCCACCGUCACCGUCCCUGAGUCACCAGGAGCGGACUCGCCAAAGCUAGGGGUUGGCGAGCAAAAAACAGAGGAAUCGACAUAUUCAGAGACCAAGGAGGGGGAAAGUGAGAAAUCGGAGGAGAAGACCGAUGAGGUUGAAGAGAAACCAGCCGAGGAAGCUCCGCCACGUCCUUACAGUCUCGAGAAGGCCUUGGAGGAUAUAGAUCAGUUUGUCUCAAACUUUCCCGCCAAAAAUAAAGACGAUAAUGACAACCCGUUGGAGAUCCCGGCGUUUGUGGAGAAGUUCUUGGAUCUCGUGGAGGAAAAUAUAGGGAGGUACGAUUCCAAAGGUGAUCUUGUGAAGUCGAAAUGGUGUCAGGUUGUGGAGGAGGAUGCAUUGUUCAUUGAGGCCUUAGAUCGGAUAUCGAAGCUUAACGCUGCAUUGGUUGAGUUUCGAUCGGAUGCCACUCACGGUUCGCUGAUCAAUCAAGCCGGUGGGCUUCAACAGAGAGUAAUGUCGUACUUGGAGGAGGAAUUCAGGUUGCUUCUAGAAGAUUCUAGGAACAAUGAGCAUGAUCGUGGCGGUGGAGGCGAUGGAAGUGCCAAAUUGAAGCACUCAGAAUCCGAUCGCUGCAAUCUAAAAGAACCAGAGUCCGAGGAUGUUGAUUUUCCAGGGUAUACUGAAGAGGUUUUAUCUAGUUUGAAUCGGAUCGCAAAGGAGAUGAUAUCGGGAGGACACGAAUCUGAAUGCUGCGAGUUGUAUAUGAUAGCGAGAAGGGAAGCGUUUGAUGAGUGCUUGAUCAAUCUAGAAUUCCAGAAGAUCAGUAUCGACGAUGUGCAGAAGAUGCAAUGGGAUGCUCUGGAGACUGAAAUUGCCACAUGGAGCAAGACCUUCAAGCAAUGCGCCACAGUUUAUUUCCAAGGCGAGAGAAAACUCGCAGAUGUAGUUUUCACGGACUAUCCAUCAAUCGCCGGGAGUCUGUUCAGUAAUCUCACCCGCGGCGUGUUGAUUCAACUCCUCAAUUUUGGGGAGGCGAUCGCCAUGUCCAAACGCUCUGCAGAGAAGCUGUUCAAGUUUCUUGAUAUUUAUGAGACCUUGCGUGACAGUCUCCCCGCCAUGAACGGGUUGUUCGAGGAGGAAUCUGCUAAAGAGCUCAAGACUGAGACGACAACAACCAGGUGCCGUAUUGGCGAAGCCGCAAUUAGUAUAUUCUGUGAUUUGGAGAACUCGAUCAAGUCCGAUACAGGGAAGACUCCAGUUCCAGGCGGUACCGUUCAUCCUCUCACACGAUACACCAUGAACUAUCUAAAAUACGCAUGUGAAUACAAAGACACACUUGAACAAGUCUUCAAGGAGCAUUCAAAGAUUGAGAGAGCCGACUCUUCAAAGAGGUCACAGUACGAUGGCGGCCAAGACAACGAAACACCGGAGCGGUGUCCGUUUUCGAGUCAGUUGAUGAGGGUUAUGGAUUUACUGGACGCGAAUCUGGAAGCAAAGUCAAAGCUCUACAGGGACAUUUCAUUAAGCUCAAUUUUCAUGAUGAACAAUGGCCGCUACAUCUUGCAGAAGUUCAAAGGGUCGGCGGAGAUCUACCAAGUGAUGGGGGAUACGUGGUGCAGGAAGAGAUCGUCAGAUCUGAGGAACUACCAUAAGGGGUAUCAGAGAGAGACGUGGGGUAAGCUUUUGGGUUGUUUGAGUCACGAAGGGUUGCAGGUGAAUGGGAAAGUAGUGAAGCCGGUGCUGAAAGAGAGAUUCAAAAGCUUCAACGCAAUGUUCGAUGAAAUUCACAGGACACAGAGUUGUUGGAUCGUGAUUGACAAGCAGCUCCAGUCCGAGCUUCGGGUUUCAAUAUCGGCGGUGGUGAUUCCAGCUUACCGGUCUUUCUUGGGGAGGUUCUCACAGCACUUGGACGCAGGAAGACAAACAGAGAAGUACAUAAAGUUCCAAGCUGAAGAUAUAGAGAACGCCAUUGAUGAGCUCUUCGAAGGAAACCCGACGUCCAUGGCAAGGAGGAAAACGUAGCAGCAGAGCAAGAAGGAGCUGACCAAUCAAUUGAAGCCACGUCAGUGUUAAGAAGGAUGCUUUUGUAGUUUCGGGAUGUGGACAAGGGUACAUGUAGUCAAACAAAUUUUAUUUUGGUUUUUAAAAUCUAUUUUACGGUGAAAUGA